Peronospora matthiolae is the source of this 225-nucleotide messenger RNA. The record is from the annotation of a GenBank genome assembly. Lineage: Eukaryota; Oomycota; Peronosporomycetes; Peronosporales; Peronosporaceae.
AUGGACCCAGACGCCUCCUCGGUUUGCAACGCGUCUCGAGAUCUAAGGGUCGGGUUUAAGAGCUGCUGCUUGCACCAAUGCGCGAGCGCUGUGAUUCCGAUCGGCUACAAGUGCAGUGACGCCAACGUUGCAUGUGGCCCACGCAACGAAGACGCGUCUCGGAGCUGCAACAGUCUACCCACAUCGCUUGGCGACUUUCAAGCGUGCUGCAUGAAGAAUUGCUAG